Messenger RNA from Penicillium argentinense, 2112 nucleotides. RefSeq names its product CCCH zinc finger and RRM domain protein. Gene Ontology annotation, molecular function: RNA binding; metal ion binding. The transcript is spliced from 5 exons. The coding region runs from base 1 to 2112 and encodes 703 amino acids. Gene Ontology annotation, biological process: mRNA processing. The record is from RefSeq and is a predicted model, not a curated record. NCBI's taxonomy places the organism in Eukaryota, Fungi, Ascomycota, Eurotiomycetes, Eurotiales, Aspergillaceae. Gene Ontology annotation, cellular component: nucleus.
AUGCAGCUGUCUCAGGGAGAGGCCGACCAGUUGAAGAACUGGGUCGUGAAGAAGCUGGAGGACAUCUCUGAUGCGGACUCUGAUGUUCUAGCUGAUUAUGUACUCGCCCUCAUCAAAAGUGAUUCGGCAGAUGAUACAAUCAGGACAAACUGCAUCCAAAAUCUGGAGGACUUCCUCCGCGAACACACAACUCCCUUUGUCGAUGAACUCCUAGCCAAAUUUGGCCCGAAGCCAGUUGCUCCAUCACAGGCCCAGCAAGCUGCCCCAGACCUCCCUUCAGCCAUUCCUUCGGCUAUCCCUACGUCCCACUCGCAACACCCAUUCAAUGCCCCCUCAGGCCCGAAGGCCGACUUUGGCAGUCGCAAGCGGUCGUUUCACGAGGGAUUCCAGGGUGAGCAGGAGCGUGAUGACGGGAAUCUUCAGAACCGUGCCUUCAAAACUCCGCGACGAGGCCGCGGUGGCGGUCGUGGGGACUGGAUGGGCCGAGGAGGACAUAUACAAGGUCCCCAGCAAUUUUCACAAGGCCAGCCUGCUGGUUUGCCCAUGAUGCCCGGUUUCCCGCCGUUUGAUGCGAAUGAUCCUAUGGCGGCGAUGUUGACCAUGCAGGGCAUGCAGGGCAUGGGAUUCCCAUCAAUGCCCGGCAUGCCGACGAUGCCUGGAUUGCCCGGACCCGGUCAGCCUGGCGCUGAACAAAUGGCCAACCAAAUUUGCCCAGCCUACGAGACUGCAGGUAUCUGCUACAUGGGAUCCGCUUGUCCUUAUAAGCACGGCAAUGGCGAUACUCUGAUGGAUGAAGUGGCAGCAGAAUAUGAUCCGAGAUCAGUGAACAUGAUGCCCGAUGCGCCCAAAGAGGCCGGCUUCCCGCGUGGCAAUGAGCGCGGUCGUGGCCGCGGUCGCGGUGGUUUCAGCGGGCGAGGGCGAGGCCGGUCCGAUUUCUCGUCUGCAGGACCAAACGAGGAUCGGUCGAUCACCACAAUCGUUGUGGAACAAAUCCCUGACGAAAAGUUUUCGGAAGAAGCUGUGCGUGAGUUUUUCUCUCAAUUUGGUAACAUCGCCGAGGUGUCCCUUCAAGCGCACAAGAAGCUGGCUCUAGUCAAGUUUGAAACCUUCGCCGAGGCUAAGCAGGCCUGGUCUAGCCCCAAGGUAAUCUUUGACAACCGUUUCGUGAAGGUCUACUGGCACAAGCCGAAGCGGGAUGAAAAGAAUGGCGACCGUAAACCUGAGGAGCCCGCAUUCAACCAGGAAGAGUUUGAGAAACAACAGCAGGAGGCGCAAAAGGCUCAUGAAGAGAGGAUGAAAAAGCGACAGGAGGCCGAGGAGGCUAAGCAGGCUCUCGAGCGCCAGCGUGAUGAGCUCAUGAAACGGCAGCAGGAGGAAAAGGCUCGCCUCCUGCAACGCCUGGGAGGCGCUCAAAAUCAAGGUCCUGAGACUGGAGAUGCAGCAUCGGGAACGCCUGCAGACGACAAUGUCAGCGACGAGACCAAGAAACUGCGCGCACAGCUGGCUGCCCUCGAGGCCGAGGCAAAGACCCUGGGUCUUGACCCUGCUAACGCCGACUCGGGCCGUGGCGGCUACCGUGGCCGAGGUGGCUUCCGUGGCCGAGGCGGAUACCGUGGCCGUGGGGGUUACGACCCUUCAUUCCGGGGCGGAUAUCGUGGCCGAGGUGGAUUUGCUCCUCGUGGCCGCGGAGGUGUUUUGCGCUUGGACAACCGACCUCGACGAGUUGCUGUAUCCGGUGUGCAACUCAAUUCGGACAAGGACGAAGCGCUCCGACAGCAUUUGAUGAAUGUUGGCGAAUACGAAUCCAUUGAGGCGAACCCGAGUCAGCCAACCUCCGUUGUCGUGGCAUUUAAGGAACGAUACCAGGCUGAGAAGUUCAUGUUCAGCCCUUGGUCUCUUACUUCUUCGGGCGAUGUCAAGCUUUCGUGGAUUCCCAAUCCACCCAUUAGCGUCUCGUCAGCUGCAUCCGCUCUGCAGACCGAGGUGCAGAACGGCGCCGGUGAUCAGGAUCAUGACAUGAUGGUGGACUCGACCCCGGUCGUGAGUGCUCCGCCCGCACAAAAGGAGAAUCAGGACAUGGAUUACGAUGUUGCGGAGGAUGAGGCGUGGUGA